ACUCAGAGAUGGCGUCUCCGCAGCAAGUAGCCCCUAGCGCCGAUGUGGUUGGCAAUGCAUUUGUCCUUCAGUACUACCAUAUCUUGGAGAAGUCUCCAGAGCACGUUUACCGAUUUUAUCAAGAUGAUAGCAAGUUUGGUCGCCCCGAGGGUAAUGGGAUGAUGAAUACUGUAACCACCAUGGAUAUAAUCAACAGGAAAAUAGUUGAGAAUGGGAAGCUCAGUGCAAAUGUUGUAACUGUGGAUGCUCAAGAAUCUUUUAAUCGGGGUGUAUUUGUCCUUGUGACUGGGUUUAUAAUUGGAAUGGACAGUUUGAAGAAGAAAUUUACCCAAAGCUUUUUCUUGGCACCACAAGACAAAGGCGGCUUCUAUGUUCUGAAUGAUGUCUUCAGAUAUGUGGAUGAUUCUGUUAACCAAGAUACAGACCAUGGAUCAGUUGCCGAUGUUGAAGCUCCUCUUAAUUCGGAGCAAGAACCUUCUUUGCCAGACAGUCAUGUUUCUGAGCCUGUAACUGCUGUUCCUGAAGAUGUCACCGAGGAGAAGAGAGAAGUCCCAAUUGAAGUAGAGGAAAUACCUGAAAUCGUCGAUGAAAUCCCAGAUGAUUCAGAGGUUGUGCCUGAAUCUGGAUACUCGGAACCAGUUGUGGUCAUGGUGGAAUCUGACAAACCCGCAUCGGUGGUGGACGAUGCUAAAUACUCAGCAACUGUGGUCGCUGAAGCUGAACAGUCUGUGCCGGUGGUGGCGGAAUCUGUACUUUCGGCACCGGUGGUGGUCAGAGCUAUUCCUAAAUCUGAAGAAGUGCCUAAGAAGUCAUAUGCCUCAAUUGUAAAGGUUAUGAAGGAGAGUGCUCUACCAUUUUCUGCUCCUGCACAUGCUACUGUGAGAGCCAUUUCAAAGUCCCAAGAGCCGCGGGCCGUUGCUGCUCCACAACCUGCUCCAGUUACCGAAACAGUAGUUUCCAGCACAAAUGCUAAAGAAGAUGGGAACCAACUAGAGGCCGAAGUUGAAGGGCACUCUAUCUACAUCAAAGGUCUGCCUUAUAAUGCCACACAUGAUAUAAUAGAGAAUGAAUUUAAAAAGUUUGGAUCCAUCAAGAACGGCGGAAUACAAGUUAGAAGUCAAAAGGGCUUUGGUUUUGGCUUUGUGGAAUUCGAGAAUGCAAGUGCUGUACAAAGUGCACUAGAGGCUUCACCCAUCAUGAUUAAUGGACGUCAAGUUGUUGUCGAGGAAAAGAGAUCUACAAGUCGAGGGGGGAGUAGGGGAAGAUUUUCAUCUGGAAGGGGGACUGGAUACAGGAACGAAGGAUCUAAUGGGUACAGGAAUGAGGGACCUAAUGGGUACAGGAAUGAUGGACCUAAUGUUGGAUACCGGAAUGAUGCACCUAAUGGGUACCGGGGGGAUGGACCAAGAGGACGUGGAGGCUAUGGAGGUGGUAGAGGUUAUGGCCGCAGCGAUUUCAAGUCCGAAUUUGGAGGAAGGAAUACAGGUAGGGGAGGAUCAUCGGGCCGUGGAGGUGAUGGGUUUCAGAGGUCUGAGAAUGGUGGUCGUGUGAAUCGUGCUGGUGGACCGGCUGUUAAUGCAGCACCCAAAACUUCAGCUCCCCGGGUGUCUGCUUCUGCUUGAGAAAGAAGUUCAGCCCCCCUGAGUGUUGGCUUCUGCUCUGAGGGAUACAAAUGAUUUUUUGGAAGUAUGUUAAUGGUCAAGUUGUUCGAUAGCAUAUUAAGAGGGCUGUUUCUGAUCGUUUGGGGGAAGUGAACCACCUAGUAAAAACCAUAGGAUUUUCUUGGACCAUUUUUUGUUUGCGGUUUUCAUAUUUUAGCUGCUUUUUGGGUUUGAUAGUGGCCUUAGAUUUCUGCAAGUAGUGUUCCCUUAUGAACUACUUGUGGGUUUCUAUUCCCUUUAUUUGCGAAGGAAGUGAGAAUUAUUUAGGUUAGUUAGCAGUUUGCCUUUCUAGGUUCUACUGUACUGUGUUGUAGGUCUCUAUGUUCAUUUAAGUCUAAUGUCUGUGG
This is a messenger RNA of Fragaria vesca subsp. vesca, 2008 nucleotides long. Its product is annotated as ras GTPase-activating protein-binding protein 1-like. Gene Ontology annotation, cellular component: cytosol; ribonucleoprotein complex. Gene Ontology annotation, molecular function: mRNA binding. The coding region runs from base 9 to 1622 and encodes 537 amino acids. The transcript is spliced from 10 exons. The record is from RefSeq and is a predicted model, not a curated record. Lineage: Eukaryota; Viridiplantae; Streptophyta; Magnoliopsida; Rosales; Rosaceae.